CGCGUCUUACUGCAUACGCCCAUAGGGCUCAGGUCAACUCCAAACGUUUUUGCAACACCAUCUUUGGAAUCGCCGCGCGAAAUGGCGCUACUCGCACGCACACUGCCUCCGGAGGUGCUGCAGGAGAUAAUUGAACUCCUCAGCCCACAGGAACGGCACGCCGUGGUCCCGCUGGUCUGCAAGGCCUGGCUCGCCGCUGUUCACCCCCAGCGCUCGAACGCCUUCCUCUUUAAGGACCUCGUCGUUGCGUCUCCUGCAAUGCUCGCGUCUGGCGCCCGUCCUGUCCGCACGCCGCUUGGCGACGACUCUCUCGCUUGCUACAUCAGGGCGUGGUUGCUGGACCGGCGUCCCUGGGUGGAGCGGCUCACGGUGGACGUAAGCCCGGGGCCGACCGGCCGUGGCGAGGUCGCGGCAUGGGCCAGCGCCUUCGGCAGGGCGCUACCGGCCCUGGCCCAGGAACCAGCAUCUGGCGCCGGAAAUCCUGGAGCUUGCGCCGAGGCGGCUUCCAAUGAGCCCGGUGACGUCGAGGCUCCUGCUGGCGUGCGCGUGCUGACCAUUGUGGGCCCCGGCGUGCGCGCUACCGAGUGCCGCCCCGCCCCAAUCCCCCCCGCCUCCACCAUCACCACCACCACCACGCCUGCCGACGCCGCGGGCACCGUGAUCCUCGGCGCCUUUGCUCUGCCCUCCCUGGAGGAGCUCAUCCUCUCGGACGUCCCCUGGGCCGCCUCGCUGCGGCCGCUGGUGGACCUGUGCCCCUCUGGGUGCGGCCUCGCGCGCCUGCGCCGCCUCACCCUCACGCGCUGCUUCUACCACGCCAGCAGCGCCGCAACCCCGCUCGGCGGCACCAGCAGCAGCACCAGCACCAGCAGCGGCCCCGGCAACAGCAGCGGCCUGGGCUCGGGGAGCGAUGCCGGUUUUCCGGUUUUCAACCGCGACAGCACCGCCAGCACCGUCACCACGACCACCCACACCUUCGACGACGGCGCACCACUGGACGGUGGCGCGGCGGAGGCGUGGGAGGCGCUAGGGGCGCUGCUGGGGAAGUUGCCGUGCCUGGAGGUUCUGGAUCUGUCGUACACACACGCCAUGACGUACCUGGAUCCAGCCCGUGGCGCCGCUGCUGCGCCCUGGCCGGCCCUGACGGCUCUCAAGCACCUUAGCCUGGCCCACGACCUGUCCGUGCAGCCGCCGCCGCCUGCGCCCGAGUGGACAUGGCGGCCGGCCGCGGGCGCGACUGUGAGCGCUUGCGGUGCGGCGUCGGAGGUGGUGGGCGCCGGAGGGGCGGGCCCGUCAAGUGUUGGUCACGCGAGGCAGGCGGCACAGCUGCCAGCGAGCUACGCCGCGGCCUGCAACGGCACCGCAGCAGAGCAGCUGGCGCACCUCUCCCUGGGCUCUGAGGAGUCGGAGGACGAGGUGGAGGAGUUGAAGGACGGGCCCAUCGCCGGAGCAGCAGUCGGACCAGCAACCGCGUCUGCCACUGAAGCUGCAAGCGGAGCUGCAUUCCAAGCGGCAGCCGAAGCGGCAGCCGAAGCGGCAGCCGAAGCGGCAGCCGAAGCGGCGGCCGAGGCUGCAGCGGCACAGGAGGCGGAGGAUGGGGCGUGGGCCUUGCUAGCCGGGCAUGUGCCUUCGCACCUCCCGACACAGACGCAGACGCUUGAGCCCCUGCUGCAGCAGGAAUUCGACUCCUCGCUGUUGACGGUGGACGCGGCGCACGCGGCGGUGGAGCUGCUGACGUGGCUGCCGCGCUGCGCCGCGCUGGUGACGCUGGACCUGCGCGGCUGCGGCCUGGAGGCGGUGCCGCUGGCGGUGGUGCACCUGAGGCAGCUGCAGCGACUGGACCUGCAGGACAAUCCGCUAGUGAGCCUGCGGCUGCCUGGCCCGCUGGAGUCGCUGACGUGGCUGCGCCUCAGCACCGACCCCUGCUAUGACAUGUUGUACAACAUGACCGCGGCGGAGGUGGGUGAGGCGGUCGCGGUUGAUGAGAUGAUGGUGGCGGAACUGCCCACGCCCGCCCUGGAGGAGCUGGAGGUGGACAGCACUAGUGACAGGGCGCUGGAUGCAGUGGCACAGGCGGCGGCGGGGCUGGCGGCGCUGCGGCGCAUGGUGCUGGCCAACCCCCACACCGGCGUCACCAGCAGCCGCGUGGUGCAGGCAGCACUGCUGUAGUGUGGGCAGCACUGGUGUAGCCGUGCGGGGCGUGUGCCUUUGCGCAUGUGUUGGAUGGUAACGUGUCAUGGCGCGGGUCAGUGACUUGUCCGUUUGAAGUACCUCUGAAAUAGCUUGUGCAUUGUUUGAAGUAAACUGUGAUGGCGUGAUGCGCGCACAGUGUUUGUUUGUUGAUGCUAGCAUGCUUGCGUGCGGCCCAGUGUUGUCGAGUGGUAGCAACAGGCACCUGAUAGCUUGGCAGCAUAUGUAACAGUGUUCCAGGUGCUUGGGGCUUCGCCCUCUCGUCCCCAGCCCCUAGUAGAGGUAGGAUAGGCCGACGGCGAUGCAGGCGGCAGGCCGCUGAGGUCCGGAGCAGGGUGAUCGCAGUCCACGUCAUUCGGUCACUGCGUCAGCCGGUCCCUCUUGUAACUGGUGCAAUCU
Chlamydomonas reinhardtii is the source of this 2586-nucleotide messenger RNA. RefSeq lists its product as uncharacterized. Lineage: Eukaryota; Viridiplantae; Chlorophyta; Chlorophyceae; Chlamydomonadales; Chlamydomonadaceae. The transcript is spliced from 5 exons. Gene Ontology annotation, biological process: SCF-dependent proteasomal ubiquitin-dependent protein catabolic process. Gene Ontology annotation, cellular component: SCF ubiquitin ligase complex. The record is from RefSeq and is a predicted model, not a curated record. Gene Ontology annotation, molecular function: protein binding. Bases 82 to 2166 code for a protein of 694 amino acids.